AUGGACCCCUCGGAUGCUUCUGACCCCGGGCUAAAGCCAAGCCAUCUAGCCGGGUCUGAUGAGUGCGGACAUACCAAUCUGACUGCGGGCGGACCCGUCACAAUUGACGAUCUUAAUACAGCGGCCGCGGUAGCCAUAGAAACUGAUAUGACUGCGCUCAAUAUAUCGACUAUGUUGACCGCGGAGGCUAGGGAGCUGUCAAUCCUGAUGGAGAUCAGGAGUACGCUCUCUAAAGAGGAAGCCAGCAUCAAGCGGGUGAAGGCGGAUGGCGUGAGGGAGGCGAUCAACAAGAUCACCAAUCUGCUGAACAUCGUCCUGACGGAAAGAUCAAGUCUCAGGAAAGCCAGGAGGAUGCUUGUUGAGGCAGUGAAGACGAACGGUCCGUCACAACGUGACGUCAACAUACUAGCCGUGGUGACGGAGUCUCUUGCCCGACAGGAAGCAGGCAUUGCGGCCCACUCGCGGCAGCUUGAGAAGAUGGAAGGGAUACUUACUUCCCAGGCGAAACCCGUUGAGUUGACCAAGCCGCGAGGGCUCGCGGACGGUAAUCAGGAGGAGUGGACUGAUGUGGUGAAAAGGCGGCCUAAGAGCGACGGCCCUGUCGACCAAAAGAAAGAAUCAUCGCAGGCUCAAAAGAUUGCGAGGCCGAGGAACCCAGCAAUCUUAAUCCGGACGGAUGCUAAAGCUUUUCCAGCUCUAGCGAAGAAGUUGCGAGGCGACUCUAGUAUCGCUCCGGGGAAAAAAUAA
Macrosiphum euphorbiae (potato aphid) is the source of this 747-nucleotide messenger RNA. NCBI's taxonomy places the organism in Eukaryota, Metazoa, Arthropoda, Insecta, Hemiptera, Aphididae. The record is from the annotation of a GenBank genome assembly.